Messenger RNA from Drosophila yakuba, 2321 nucleotides. RefSeq lists its product as uncharacterized. The record is from RefSeq and is a predicted model, not a curated record. NCBI's taxonomy places the organism in Eukaryota, Metazoa, Arthropoda, Insecta, Diptera, Drosophilidae.
GUCGCCAGCUUCAAUAUAGCGCUUUAUUAUGUUCCAACUUGUUUUCCGUUUCGUCAUUUUAUUUUAACAACAAAUAUUACAUUUGCGCCAUGUUUCCUGCUUGUUUUUCGGCUUUCGCUUAUUAAAUGUGGCGUGCACGUGUUGGUAAACUGACGCACACAGACGCGGCCACUCACACGCACUCACACUCGCGCAGACACGACAGUCGCCACACCAACACAGGCGCACUUUGGAGUCGCACAGACACGCUCGGCAGACAAUGUGAUUCCGCCAUUAAUAUUAACGUUAAAGGAGCAACAACAAAAUGCUCAUCAAACAUGCGGCGUUUAGUAGGCACACACACACACACACACACACACUACACACACGCUUAUAAAAAGGACAAAUGCCUGCGCGCGUGUGUGUGUGUGUGUGAGAGAGUGAGCGAGAGCGCUGUCGGCCAUUUCCUUUCGUCUUUCGCCUCUUUCCGGUGCGUUGAAUGUUUCGCUUUCCGUUUUCGUUCGCUGCUUGUUUUUUCUUUUUCCACUUUUUUUUUGGUGUCUUUCAGUUGGCGUCGAGCGUUUCCUUAAGGCAAACGCAGCUUUGAUUUGCCUUCCGCGUGUGCCGCUCCGCAAAAGGAAAUAUAUUUCGAAAAUAUCUGAAUAUUCGUGUCGUGUGUGUGUGUGUGUUUUCCGAUCACUGAUUUUACUGACUGGUGAUAAUGGCUCUGGUGGCCCAUCGGAUGAUGUUGCCGGCGCGGCAUCGACGCAGCACCACCCAGCAGGUGGCCCGCAACAAGGUGGGCGUGCUGCUGGUGCCCAGUGUGGCGGAUUACUACGGCUCGGAGGUGGCACCCGGACUGGCCACGCCCCUGCCCACUCCGGCCGCCUCCCAGCUGCACCUGCCACAGGAUACGGCAGAAGCAUCGGGCGAUGGCAGCGCCACAAAAGUGAGUGCAACAAGUCGGUGCAACGACCCACAUUCGAUUGACUGGUGGGAAUGCGAGGAUUUUCCUCCGGGGAUUUCCCACAAAAUAGCAGCUUCGCUUUCUCGUUUUUACUUCUCUUACGGUUUAUGUUUUCGCCUUCUUGUUUUUUUCUCCGACUGGCGCCAGCUUUAUUUGGUCCAAUGUGUGCUGUGCGAUUUUGGGGCAUAGUUGUGUUGUUCUUGGUCAUGUUCGGGAUUAGAAAAAAAAAACACUUUUACUUAAUCAAGUAUACGACAUGUGGCCGUCAGGCCAUAAGGAAUAUUUAAGUUCGCCAUAUACAUGGGUUUGAAAAAUGAAAGAUAGUUGGAAAUGCAAAAGUUGUUUUAAGCCUGAAACAAUUUUGAAAUGAAUAAUUGUAAUAAUUAGUGAGCCCCACAUAGGACCCAUAAGUUAGGAAUGAUAACAUCCAAAAUCCGGCCUAUGAUCAAUUCUUUUAAAUAGUAUUUUAUUUUAUUAAACUACGUUUCAUUAAAGUAAAUAAUUCUAGAGUUUAUUUACUGCUUAAAUGUCAGCAAACGAAUUAAAAGCAAUUGUAUCUGAUUCGACUCCCGGUAUUUGAUUAAAAGUUCCGAAGUGCGUGACGUUAAAUUGUUUGUUACGCCUUCACCUGCUCCAUAAAUGGAAUUUUUAAUCCUUGUCGAUGUCGAGUCCUUAAUUGAAUGGGGUGUACUCUGUGGCUUUGGGCUGGCUUUGUUUUGGUACUCGGACGCAACGGCACCUUCCAUUAUUCCGAUGUUACCACGCGUGAUGAACUUGUCGCCGACCACCACUGCACAGUAGUCCAUAAUUUAUUUAGCCCAAAGCUUGUUUGCGGGGGUGGCGGCACUGACACCGGCUCUAUUAAUCAAUAAAUUCAGCUCUAAUGCAUGUCCUUGACAUGGCAUAAAUAGAAGCAGCCUGCUUAAAUUAGCGAAGUCGUUAGCCAUUUAGCCUGCAUAAGCCACCGAUUAUUAUAAAUAGAAAUAAUGGAGUUUUUCGUCAUUCAAGAAAUUUAAGUUGUUAAAUCCUUUUUUAUGCUUUUCCAUUCCUUUGAAGGUAUUCAGAGGUAUUUAUAUACCCGUGGAUACCUUAAAGACUUAACAUAUUCUUUCAAGCUAUCGUUUCAAAAGGUGCCUUAAAUCUAACUGAUCCUUUUACUCAAAAAGGAUUAAAGUCCUUUACAAACAGAGCCUAUCCCAACAAUACAGAUGGCAACGAAAACUCACCACAAUGAAGACAUGAACCUAAAAAGCUUUGCCAGUCAGCUUUAAGGGCCAAAAACAGAAUGUUACGACCUCAGCUUUCCAGAAAGCACAUACUGUCCCACUUUGAGCUCCAUUUUCCUGGAUACCUACCCCAAUAAUAGAACCUUGGG